Molecule: messenger RNA, 3076 nt
Organism: Anastrepha ludens (Mexican fruit fly)
Lineage: Eukaryota; Metazoa; Arthropoda; Insecta; Diptera; Tephritidae
Gene: DIP-gamma
Product: lachesin
Exons: 10
Coding region: 836-2110 (424 amino acids)
Cellular component (GO): neuron projection
Source: RefSeq, a predicted model, not a curated record
UCGAAGUUAAAAUGAGUUUGGAGAGCAAGUAAGCACGUACACAGUUGGCUGGAUAUAUUUGAGUGCACGUGGAAUACAUUUAAAACUUUCAACAUUCUAAGAUUCUUUGCGGGUUUUCCAUGCGCUUCAAUAAACUACUUGAAUAAUAAUAAAAAUGUUGCCGCUGUAAAAGUUGCGAAAGUGUCAAACAAAAGGAGCAUAAAUCAAACAAGCUGAAGGAGGGGUAGUAGAAUUAUAAUAAAAAGAAGAAGAAGAAGAGCAGGCCACACAAAAGUAGACGAAAAUGCUAAAGAGAAAAUAAGCAGAAGCACCACAAAAGCAGUGCCACCGAAUGAAAGACGUUACAAUAAUACCAUUGUAAGAGCACGUAGUUAAAAAUCAAAGGACACAAAAUUAAUUUUUGAAAGAUCUAUUCAAAAUAUCAUAGAUAUACAUACAUAUAUGUACAUACAUACAUACGUAUAUAUAUAUUAGAUACAAAAGCGAAAAGGAAACUCUAUCAAAGCACCAACCGAUUUGUUUUGCACGACUUUCAAAAGCACUUCUUGGCAUAGAAAACCGCAAUUAGCGCACUUUUGAGGCAAGGCAAUAAAAUCCCAAAAGGCUUUGGGACACAAACAAAAAGGAAAAACAGAAAUUAAUAAGAAAACACGAAACAAGAAUUAGAAAGAAAAAAAUAACUGUGAUCAAAGUUUCCAAAUUGAAAAACAAACGAAAAACUCUCCGUGCGACCCACACAUUAAGCAACAAAUAAUAACGGUAUUAACAACUGCAAAUACAUAAAGCUUAAGAAAAGCCGAAUUAGUCACAAAUUGAAAAGCGCCAACAAUAAAAAAUGCAACAAAUCAAGCCAUUACUCGUCGUAUUCCUAUUCAUGGCGACCAAGUGUCCCAAUUCAUCAUCGCAGAAUCUUCAUGUUUACUCUUAUAUUACAGAGCCCAACUCACAGCUCGACCCGGAUCCAGAGUUUUUGGGCACCAUCAACAAUGUCACAUAUCCAGCGGGACGGGAGGCGAUAUUGGCGUGUUCGGUGCGGAAUUUGGGUAAAAAUAAGGUCGGCUGGUUACGUGCUUCUGAUCAAACUGUACUAGCACUCCAGGGCCGCGUUGUUACACACAAUGCUCGGAUCAGCGUAAUACACGAAGAUGCGCAUACCUGGAAACUGAAGAUCAGCAAAUUGCGCGAAAGUGAUCGGGGCUGUUAUAUGUGCCAAAUUAAUACGAGUCCCAUGAAGAAGCAAAUCGGUUGCAUCGAUGUUCAAGUUCCCCCUGACAUCAUCAACGAGGAAUCGUCUGCCGAUUUGGCAGUGCAAGAGGGUGAGGAUGCCACAUUGACCUGCAAAGCGACUGGUAAUCCAAUGCCGCGCGUCAUCUGGCGUCGAGAAGAUGGUGAAAUGAUUUUAAUACGCAAGUCGGGAAGUCGUGAACUGAUGAAAGUGGAAUCCUAUAGUGGCUCCUCAUUGAAGUUGAUUCGUUUGGAGCGUCGACAGAUGGGCGCUUAUCUGUGCAUUGCAUCGAAUGAUGUGCCACCGGCAGUUAGCAAAAGAGUUUCGCUCAGUGUACAAUUUGCUCCUAUGGUUCGAGCUCCUAGUCAAUUGCUGGGCACUCCACUCGGUUCGGAUGUACAACUGGAAUGUCACGUCGAAGCAUCGCCCUCGCCGGUGUCCUAUUGGUUGAAGGGGGCACGCACCUCCAGCGGCUUUGCUAGCAUCUCCAGCUCGAAUUUGGAAUCAGGACAGCCUGGGCCAGAAAUGCUUUUAGACGGUCCCAAAUAUGGCAUAACGGAAAAACGUGACGGCUAUCGCGGCGUCAUGCUGCUAAUCGUGCGCUCAUUCUCUCCCUCUGAUGUUGGCACAUACCACUGUGUGAGCACGAAUUCGCUGGGCCGUGCUGAGGGCACCCUAAGACUAUACGAAAUCAAACUACAUCCAGGUGCUGCUUCCAUAAAUGACGAUCAUCUGAAUUUUAUAAGUGGUAUUGAGGAAGCGGCGCGUGGCUGCGUGCAUUUCCAUUCGCUGACCAUAUUUCUGAAGAUCCAUUUGGCGUUCUACAUUGUUAAGUUACUAUUGUCAACCGUAACCACCGUGGAAGCAGAGUGCCGGCGGGCGUAGUUUAUGUUUAAGUUCAAAAACUAAUGCAUUUAUUUACUAUUGACAUAUUUACAUAGUGUGUUUGUUAGUUUGAAAAAUAUAAAAGCAAACUUUUCCUAAGAAAAAUCAGAUGACGAAGAAAGAGGUGACAAAGGGCUACUGAUCAAAAGUUGACCGAAUAUUUUAUUCCCUUUUUAUUUAAGUGCUUGCAAUCAUUUCUAAUUUUGUUGAAAUAUAUAAUUAAAAACAACCAGGCAAAGAAAUAUUUUUCGAAAUAGGUAUACAUAUAAAAAAUUAUCGUACGUGGCUUCAGGGCGAACAUAAUUACGCCCAGCAACCGUUAUGUGGCGCAAUGACCAAAUUCAAGCUGAAAGUAAAACCUCCACAGCUUUUUUACUCAUGAAAUUUUCGAAAAGCAGAAAAUGCGGUUAAACUGCAUAUCUGAGCGAAGUAUCCAACUAGAAAACAAAUACAAGGUGAGGUCCAAAAUAAGCAAGACUGGCGUCAUAAAAAUGUUUUUGCUGCCGCCAUCUUUUUAAUGCGUUAGUGCGUUGGAUGUUGCAUCCCUAGCUGACUUUCAGUGAAAGUUUGAUGACAUUCGGUUCAGUGGAAGCAAAGUUAUUGCAUCUAAAGUGUCAGUAUGUUUGUGUCAUCGGUACAAAAGUGAGUUUCGAACAAAGAGCAAUUUUUUUUAAAUGGGUAAAACGUUUAUAGUCCGGGAGCCAGGGGUCAUUUUAACCUCAUCAUUUCAUGCCGACUGACUUUAAUACUGAAGACAGACGCCAUCCAAUGGAUGACGAAACCAACCGUCAACUGGUCCAGUAGCCGUGGGUACGUACGUAGGAUGCUGCGAAACGUGUCGAAAAAGAAUGUUUAACAACUCAUUUAAUACCGGCUGAAAUUUUGGUUUCGCAAUGAUACAUUCUUGCUUCUGCUGACGGUCUUCCCACCACUAUAAACGCAGCUGACCAUCAUUAUUAUAUUUUC